AGCCCGCGGCCACCUCGCUGCCUCCGGGGCGCUGCGGGCGGCUCUGCGCGCCCCGGCGCGGCGCUUGGACUCGAGGCCAGCUCAACUGCGGCCGCGCACAAAGGACCGCGGACACCGGGUUCCGGGGGCUGCGCCCAAGGACCGGCCCAGGGACGGCCAGCCGCGCCGCGGCCCCUCCACGCCUCCCCUCCCCGGGCGGCCGGAGCCCGAGCGAGAGCGGGCCCCGUCAUAUGACAGCGGCGACACAGCGGCCGGCGAGCGCGCGUGCUGCCCCCUCCGCUGCGCCACGGCCGCCGGCGCCUGGGGUGGCCCGCGCCGCGCUCCGCUGAGUGGUCGCCCGUCGUCGCCGCCCCGCGCCCCUCGCGCCCCGGCUCUCGGGCUCCGGGGGCAGGAGCCGAGGGGAGACCCCAGCCGGCGCCGGCGCCGAGCCUAAAAUGGCCACGCUGCUCCGCAAAAUCGGGCUCAUCCGCCUGCACAACCGGGACACCGAGGACCCCAAGCACCACCACAACCACCGCGGCGGCGGCAGCGGCCAACAGAGCGCGUCGCUGCGCGGCAAGGGCGGCGCCAAGAGCAGCGGCCACAAGCCCCAGCAGCAGCACCCCCCCGGGGGCGCGGGCGACACGAGCCCCGGGCCCGGCAAGGGCAAGGGCAAGCGCGCUCCGGAGCUGGCCCCGCGCGACAAGCCGCCGCAGCCGGCGGCGGGGGCGGCGGGGGCGGCGGGCGCCGGGGGCCCCCGGGAGCGGGCGGCGGGCGCCAGGGCGGGGCCGGGCCCGGCGGGGGCGGCGGCGGCGGCGGCGGCGGGCGGCAGCCUGGUGCCCGCGGCGCGCCAGCAGCACUGCACGCAGGUGCGCAGCCGGCGGCUCAUGAAGGAGCUGCAGGACAUCGCGCGCCUCAGCGACCGCUUCAUCUCCGUGGAGCUGGUGGACGAGAGCCUCUUCGACUGGAACGUGAAGCUGCACCAGGUGGACAAGGACUCGGUGCUGUGGCAGGACAUGAAGGAGACCAACACCGAGUUCAUCCUGCUCAACCUCACCUUCCCCGACAACUUCCCCUUCUCGCCGCCUUUCAUGCGGGUGCUCAGCCCGCGCCUGGAGAACGGCUACGUGCUGGACGGCGGCGCCAUCUGCAUGGAGCUGCUCACGCCGCGCGGCUGGUCCAGCGCCUACACCGUGGAGGCCGUCAUGCGCCAGUUCGCCGCCAGCCUGGUUAAGGGCCAGGGGCGCAUCUGUAGAAAAGCCGGCAAAUCAAAAAAAUCCUUCAGUCGCAAGGAAGCAGAAGCGACCUUUAAGAGUUUGGUGAAGACUCAUGAAAAGUACGGUUGGGUCACCCCUCCCGUCUCUGAUGGCUGAUGUUUGCAACGUUCAUUAGACGCUUAAGCCGCCUCUCCACACACACAGAUACCCGACAUCUUCUCCUCAACGCUGAGCAUCCUCCAUCCUUUUUUACUCCAGCCAGAACUGAAUCCUGAAUGCCAAGGAGACGUUUAAGUUAUUUAUGAACAGACGUGUUUACAGAGAGAAAGAGGGAGCCAACGCUGUUCGGGAUUAGGUUUCGAUUAUAAAUGAAUGAUCAUCUCUAAGUCACUUUAGAACAAAUGUUGAGAUGGUGACAUGUCCCCGCCUGCCUGCCCCUCUGCCCGCCCCAGUCACAUCGCCCUGAGCUUCUUUCCAUGACAGCAGCUCCAAAGAGCGGGCAGGAAACUCAACGCCUGCUGUUCGACCCAUCUACAUGUAAAUGGCGCCGUUCAUAUUUGAUAGGAACGCCCCACAUAGCCGGUACAUGUUUGCUGUGCUCUGUAUCCCUGUUUCUCUUCCUGGCAGGUCAACAUAACUUGAAGACGUGUGUCUUUCUGUGGCCCCAUGUGACGACAUGUAGACCUCAUUUGUGCUAUGACUUUUGGCUCAUGAAAACAAAAAUUUAAUAUUGCCAGGUUCUGGUGAUUUAAAACAACAACUGCCCACUUGGUUAAAAUGUGCUCUCUCUGCUGAUGUUGCGGUGCGCGGCUGUCCACAGAGAAACCAGCGCCCUUUGAUGAAAGGCAGGGGGUGCUGUGGCCACCAUGGGGCACACGACGGUGCAGACGCCAGGUGCGCGCUCCCUGGGGCUCAGAGCACCGGAGGGUCAAAUGUGGACAGUUUCCUCCGAUGUUCUGAAAUGCUCCUAUGACUACAUACAUCGUGUUCCUGUCUUCUCUCCGCUGGUCAACCCGCCACCAAAAGCAAAAGACAAUUUCCCAUUCACUGAAGUCAUCUGACUCAUUUUAUUCUAUGUGCUAGGGAAUGCCAGAACUGCCAAAGGGUACCAAGUGAUCGUACGACGAUUUGCAUGACCGGGUUUAUUUCUUUACCCAGUAGUCACUUGUGUGUCCCCUGAGGCUGGGAUGCGUGAGCCCCCUCACCGUGAUAUAAACCUCCUGUUAUUUAAUCUCCACACAGUUUCAUUUCUCUCUUCUGUUAAGUUACUUAGAACUUUCUAAGAAACUCCAUGAGAUGAGGAAAUACUGUUUAUAAUAAUAUGCGGAAAGAGGUAAAAAUGUUCAUUCCAAGUGGAAAAUCUUAUUGGACACAUUUUAAAUAAAAUCGUGCAUACCUGAGACACUGCCUCAAGAAUCCAAUCAUUGUGGGCUAUCCUUCCAUUCAAAAUAUUUAAUCUAUUUUAAAAAUUUAGUAUUUCAAGUCCCACCAAUACCAUGAUAGCAUUCUGCAGGAAGGUACAGGAAAUGAGUCUUAGGAACUCAUGGUCUUUGCAAAAAGCCAGUGGAUUAAAACCGUUCCCAGAUGUGACCAGGGAGACAAUUAGAAAUUAACCGAAAUCAUUAAGGGAUGAUUUGGCCAAAUCCAAAUGUUGCCAACUUUAUUUUACCACUAUGAAGGAAAAAAAAUUCUUCUUUGCUGAUUAUAGAAAAUUCUUCAGGCAGUUUUGGCUACUUGGGGACCUGUUCCAGUAUUGUCAGAGAUCUGAGAGACCUCACCUCAAAGGAUGGGAGUCGGCUCCUCCCAGCACGAUGGGCCAUUCACCAAAUCUGCCCUUUAUUGAUGCUUUUAUUUUUUUUACCACUUUCUUAUGUGCCCCAAAUACACAGGCAGCUCUGUCCAGCCAAAAUGGCAGUGUACUGAGAAUGCAUGACUUCCUGCUUAUGUUCCCUCUGAGUAAUAAGGGUCAUGAAAUUUGAUGACAAUGAACUUAAAGCGUUCACUCAUCUGAUUCUCUGUGGCAGAAUUCUCCAUCCUGGAAACCUGGCAUUUAGCAGAUGGUCUUGGACCCUCAUGCUGUUCAUCAUAAUGGAAUUACACGUGGGCAUUAAAGAGCUAAGACAGAAAUAGUUUGCUAUGGAAAGCACCUGAGUUUACUUCUUUCCAAAUAUUUUCCUUGUCUAAUGUAAAAUUAAAAGCAACUUUCUUUUAGGAAACAUAGGCAUAUAUUUGGAGUUACAGAGCAAAGCUGGGUCACUUCAGUGCUGUUUCUUGGAGCUGGUUGGAGAGCUUGUCCACAGGCUGCCCCACUCAAGGUGCAGCCGGGAGAUGUUAUAAUCCGCAGGGAUACUCGGUUACAGCCGACAGCAACGGGGGAGAUAUUUGGCUCCAUUUCCACCUCUCCAUACACCCUGAAAUCGAUUUCUUUCACAUGGUAUUUCCAUUAGGCUUGUUAGAAACUAGAAGUUAUAGAAGAAAUCUAUUCUUUAGUGAAAUGCCAUUUUUUCAUUUAAAUGGGUAAGAAUUUCUCAUUUUAAAAGCAGUGGGGAAUAAUUUAUAACUCAACUGUUGCUUUGACUCUUAGUUGGAAGCAAGAACUCCCUUCCUCGUGGCUGGAGGUGUCACAGGCAAGCACGGGGUAUUGUCAAACAGCCAGGCCUGGCUGUGGACGUGCCCCCAUGACUCCCAUGGGUGGGUCCUGCCUGCAGUCUCGUCCCUCCUCUGAAGUGGGCACCUGCCUCCGGAGCCCCGUGUGGGAGGGAGGCUCGCCCAAGAGCCAGCAAGCCUGCCGGCUGAGGUCAUGUUCCCACGCAGGCUGAGAAAUCAUCCCUCUUCAGACAGACAGCAGGGAAGGAGUCAGACGAGGGUGCCGAUGUCCUCGUCCCUCCAGCUCCACACCCUCACUGAUCUGCAGGAACCCAAGUCCAGCCAGAAGCCACAGAACCAAAGGAAGAAAAAGCUACAGACACACGUGUGCUUUCUUUCCAUCGGUGCAAAACUCCUUCCUGUCCACCCGUUUUCCUGGCCUGGUCGCCCCUCCUCUUUGCUGUCCCCUCCACUGUGGGUAAGAACCGCACGCGGGUUAUUGGCUCACUUUCUGAAGACGAACAAUUGCUUAUGCCCUAGGAAGUUCCACAUGAGCAGCAAGGCGAUUGCCCCAGGUCCCCACACACCUACACACAUGCACACACGCAAAGUCCUUAGAAGAUUCACAAUCUCUAAAAUCCAUUACUCAGAGGAAACAGGGUUUAGGCCUAAAUUUUCCAGUUCCCAAAAUUCACUCCAUCUAACAAAACUCAACUUUACUUUUUGAGAGGAAAAUAUGUGGACUAGUGAAAAAAGCCUGGGAUAGAAAGACAAUUGCCCACUAUGUCUGUUGGACUCUGGCAGCUCAUUUCAUCUGCUUGAGCCUCAGUUUCCCUGGCUGUAAAUUCCUAUGGGAUCGGUGUGGGAAUUGACCAAAACUAUGAAGGAAAGUACUUGGGAAACCAAAAGUUGUCAUAGGAAAUUUACAUGUCGUUUUUAUAGUACUGGGAAAUUUCUAUUACAACAACAGGCUUUAAUUAGAACACACUUGGAUAAAGGCUCAGAUUGAACAAUUACAGUGGUUCAAAAACAAUGACCUUGUAAUCGUAUACCAGCUUUCUGUCCCCAUCCCCCUUAAGUCGAUCAACCAAACUUUAUUGACCAUCUCCCCACUCACUCAGAUACAGAGAAUGUGGACGUUUAAGACGUGUCUCCUUCCCUGGAGGAACUCAUAAGACGAGAAUAACACCCAAGAACAAGCAACAAGUGAGUCGAGAUGAAAGAUAACUAAAUGCCGAAUUGCACUGCAGAAAGUGCAGACUCUGUGCAGACCCAGAGUUUUCCUGAUUGGUAACCAGGGAAGAUUUCACUGAGUAAGUCAGGUUUGAGGUAUGGUUGGGCGAGAGGGAAGAGGACAGUGUGGAGAAGGGGAAGGGCUGAGGACGCCCGGGUAGAGGGACGCCCGGGUAGAGGGCAUGGUCUCAUCCACACUGGGCCUGGAGGGGAGGCUGGCAGCUCCUUGCCACUUCUCACCUGUGGGGGCCCUGUCCGUAGAUCUGAUUUCAGGAGGCAGUAAGCAGUCCAACCUCACAGGCUCCCAUGGCGUGUGGGGCUGGCCUCUUACCUAAGAGCCAUAUUUCAGUGUUUUGCCUGAACCUUUCGAACAGCGUGCAAAAUUUUAAUGGGAUUUGCUUCCUACAGAGGCAGAGCUUCCUUCCCAACUAGAGUGAAGGUAGAACCAUUGAAUCCGGGAGCCCACUUAGUCUACCUUUAUACACUCACUCUAUAGUGGGAAAACAAGCCCAGAGAGGUUGAGUGUCUUUUCCAAAGUCAACUGGAGGGCUGAAGCCAAGGCCCCUGUCUUGCUGGUGCUUUCUGAUCCCUCAUGAUGCUUCCCACAGACCAUUUGGCAAUUCACAUGGUCCACAUCCCAGCACACACUUCUCAGCCCACCACUGGGGCAGUAGAGCCACAGGUCCGUCUUCCAAGCUGGCUAGGAACCACCAAAGAUGAUCCCUUACGUGUCAAACGCAAGUUGGUGCAAAGGGCAGAGUUUCCACUCCUGACUGCUUCGGGGAACUGUAGCAAGGGGCUUGGAGCUCAGCUCACGUGAUCACAAUCAAUAGUUCUUUUUCUUCAAAGACAGUAAAUAAUUUGCAGCUCCAUUCCUUAGCUUUAUGCUAUGUUCUACCUUAUCUUUCUGAUUUUUGCAGCCUCCAGUUUACAUAGUAUUGAGUAUCGUUCACCCUAGGGCCAUCCGACUCUCACAAGACGUGGCCAACGGACUGGAAAAGUCAAACAAACACUGGGAAGGCAAUAAGCCACGUCAGCUUGGUUCCAGAAGAAGCACAGGGGCAAAGUGUGCCUGCCAAGGAGACAUGAUCAAGACAGAGUAUUGGAACUGAAUGUAGAUCCAAGGGGAAGCAAUGUUUGCUUUCAAGGUCACAGCAGGGCUAGACAAAUAGCAGAGUGGACUGGGGAAGUUGGGCUCCGAGGUCAUCCUCUGGAGUCGGUAAGGCAGCAUGUAGUGAGGGAAAAAAUUCUCGCACUGCUUCCCACUGCGAAUUCACCCUGCUUCUCCUGCAGAGUUGAAGAAGGAUGCUUCCCAUUUCUUCUCCUGGAGGUAAAUUAAGUGGCCGUCCUACUUUGUAGACAAACAGUCACUUUGUGUCUCUAGAUCUUGAGAAAGCCCUAGUGUUGACACUGAUAGAGCUAAAAUAGAGCUGCUGUAACCUGAAGUGCUUGCUCUCAGUCCUGCUUGCCUCCUCUGCUGACGUGGUUUUAUUUCAUGGACGUUGUUGCCGUUAUGACCACGGCAGGGUGCUGAUCUGUAUGCAAUGGGCUACUGGAAACUUGCAGACUAUCACCAAAAUUCAAAUUGAGGCUUUGGUGUAUACUCUUGCCAAAGUUGUCCUAGUCUGUGAUCCUCAAAAGGAGAGGGGGUAAAAUUGCAUGUGCCAUAAAAUAAACAGGGAAGAAAUGUUGACAGUUGGAAGCCAAUGAAUGCAUGAGUCCAAUAAUCUAGCGGCACUGUCCCAAUGAGAAAAACAGUGAUUCUGAAAAGCAAGAUUUUAGAACCAAUAAAUGUGUUUCUAUGGAAUGUUUGUUGCGUCCUUGCACGGUCUGUGUUCGGUAUUUGUCAGGAUUUCUCUGGAUUUCCGUAUGUUUUAUUCUCUGUGGCCCAUUGUGAGUAGCUUUGUGUCGUGUGGUAUCCUCUGAUCUUCUGUGCUUUGAUUUAUUUGUGGUUUGCCAAAUGAAAACUUUGAAGCAUGUCAUGGGUAUUCUCUAUAAAAAUCAAUGAAAUGUAACUGAACCAAAUCUAAUUAAGCUCAGUGUGAUCUGGAAGAUUUCUCCUUCCGCUGCCAUUUGCAUUAUAAAGAUUUGUAAACAUGUUUGCCAAAGAUUCCCAUUAAAGUUUCUCCGCAUAAUUGAAA
Messenger RNA from Equus caballus (horse), 7156 nucleotides. It is a transcript of the gene UBE2QL1, whose product is annotated as ubiquitin conjugating enzyme E2 QL1. NCBI's taxonomy places the organism in Eukaryota, Metazoa, Chordata, Mammalia, Perissodactyla, Equidae. The record is from RefSeq and is a predicted model, not a curated record.